Molecule: messenger RNA, 2395 nt
Organism: Dermatophagoides pteronyssinus (European house dust mite)
Lineage: Eukaryota; Metazoa; Arthropoda; Arachnida; Sarcoptiformes; Pyroglyphidae
Gene: ASPP
Product: Ankyrin-repeat, SH3-domain, and Proline-rich-region containing Protein
Biological process (GO): regulation of apoptotic process
Cellular component (GO): nucleus
Molecular function (GO): p53 binding
Source: RefSeq, a predicted model, not a curated record
AAUCUAUUACAAAAACGUAAAACAGAUGUAAUUUGUUUGGAUCAACGUAUACAAGAUUUACAGGCCAGAUUGAUGCGUAAAAAAAUUAUCAAUGAAAAAUUGAAAUUAUUACAACAGCAACAACAAAAUGAAUCUGAAAAAUUGAAUGUAUCAUCAGAUAAUCGUGGAAAAGAAAAUGGGCCACCACCACCACCACCAUCAUCAUUGUCGUCUAACCAAAUUGCCAUGGGACAGCAAUUUAUUUCAUCAUCGAUGAUGCAUAAUAAUAGAUUAAUGGCUACAUCAUCAUCUCAUAAUAAUAAUAAUAAUAACCGCAUGAAUCAAAAUUAUAGUAAUGGAUAUAGUAGUAACGAUAAUGGUAUUAAUAAUAAUAAUAAUAUUGCUACCGUUGAACCAUUACAGCGAUUGAAAAUGGAUUACAAUAUGAUAAAUUCAACCUAUUUAUUACAACAACAAAAAUCUAAUAAUCAUCAAAUAAUACGAAAACAAUUCAUUAAUGAUGAUGAUGAUGAUGAAAAAUAUCAAACAUUAUCUUAUUAUGGUGCCAAUAAUCAAUCGAUUGAUCGAAAAAUUGAAUGUGAUCGAUUAAAAAAUGGUGAUAUUUCGGUUAUAAUCAAUAAUGAUAAUAUCAAUAGAGGUUAUAUGUUGAAAGAUGAUAAUCAUAGUCUUGAAGAGCGGCCAUCACCAUCCGGUAGUAGUGGAUCAUCCGAUAGGAUUAGUUCUUCAAUGAAUACCUAUAAUAAUUCAUCACCCAAUCAUCGUCAUCAUCAUUAUGAUGAUGAAAAAUCAAAUUUUAUGGACAUUAAAUUUCAUAAAAUGAUCAUGACCAAAACAAACAACACGACAAAUAAUGAUUCAAAUCAAAAUGAUGAAUUAUCCACCGAUCAAAUUGAUCGGACCAAUAAUAAUAAUAAUAGUGUUGAAAUGCAAAAAAAUCUAUUUCCACAUCGUUUUGUGCCAAAUUUAAAUUCAAUUCAACGUCACGGAAAUGGUAACAAUAUUUUCAUUCAACAACAACCAAAAAAUAAUUACAACAACAUGACAACAAUAGCAACUACUACUGCUAGUAAUAAUAAUAAACCUUCAAUGCCAGUAAAACCGAUUGGUAAUAAUAAUGAUAAUAACAAUAAGGAUCUCAAUGAAUCAGCCAACAACAAUAAUAACAGCACUGCCCCCUCAUCGUAUAAUAAUAAUGAUGAUUCUGUUUUCAACAUUCAUUCUGCUAACAAAAAUGAAAUUCAAGAGAAUUUGAAGGAAAAUGAUCGCAAUGAAGAAAAAGAGGAAAAACGACAGCAUCAACGUUCAAAUAGCGUCGUUGAAAUUGUUAAUAAAUUGAACAAUCUUUCCUGUAAAGAAUCAUGGGAAAAAAUGAUGAAAAGAAGACCGGUAUAUGAUAUGAAUGAAAUGGAAAAAGAAUUGGAAAAAUCAUCACCAAUUCAUAGUGGUGAUGAUGAUAAUAAUAAAAAGGAUGAAUAUUGUUCGAUGAAAUAUGUUGAUAGUAAUGAUAAUAGUCACGAUACUAUUGAUAAAUGUUGUGUUAUUGUCAAUAAUGACAAAGACCAACAAGAUGAUGCUGUCAAUAACAAUCAUAAUCAUAAUGAUAGCACCAAAUUGUCAAACCAUACGGAAGACAAUCAUUCUUUUCGUCAUAUCAAACGUAUGAAAGGAAGCCUGAAAAAGGAUGAUGUUCAACAAAGAAUGCAACAUUGUUUGCAACAACAACAACGACAAUGUCGACGUGUUAGUUUCGAUCCUUUAGCAUUGUUAUUGGAUGCUUCGUUAGAAGGUGAACUUGAACUUGUUAAAAAAACUGCCAUUCAAGUUCCAAAUCCAAGUUCAUCCAACGAUGAAGGCAUCACUGCAUUACAUAAUGCUACCUGUGCUGGCCAUUUUGACAUUGUUAAAUUUCUAGUUGAAAUCGGUUGUGAUGUUAAUGUUCAAGAUUCGGAUGGAUGGACUCCAUUGCAUUGUGCUGCUUCCUGUAAUAAUUUGACAAUGAUUAAAUUUCUUGUCAAAUCGGGUGCAUGUAUUUUUGCCACAACUUUUUCCGAUCUGGAAACGGCAGCCGAAAAAUGCGAAGAAGAAGAUGAAGGAUUUGAUGGCUGCUCACAAUAUCUAUAUGGCAUUCAAGAAAAAUUGGGCAUCAUUAACAAUGGCAUAGUGUAUGCAUUAUAUGAUUACGAUGCACAAAAUGAUGAUGAAUUGAGUUUUCAUGAAGGCGAUAUUAUUCAAGUAUUACGUAAAGGUGAUGAAAAUGAAAAAGAAUGGUGGUGGUCCAAAAUCGGUAACAAUGAAGGCUAUGUUCCACGAAAUCUAGUUGGCCUUUACGCUCGGAUUAAGCCAAAGGAUUUAUCAUUCAAAUCUACAGAAUCAAAUUGAUUUAUUUUAACGACGA